AUGGAGGCCAUGUGCACCGAGUGCGAGGAUCGCGACGCGCGGCUCGACGUGAUCGAUAUUCAGCUCUUCCACGCGCUCAACCCGAAGAGUUGCAAUCGGACGACCUGGGAGCAGGUGCCGAAGAUCAUGGGCAAGCAGGGCGACUUUGUGGCGGAGGGGAAGCUCGACGGGGAGAGAGACGCGAGCCACUUGUACGGCGAGUCGAUGGAGGACGUCCUCUGCGAGUGCGUGCGAGAGGACGUCACCUCGCUCCUGCUCGACGGCGAGAUGAUGGUGGUGGACCUCGAGACGGGCCGCUACCUGCCCUUUGGCGAGAACCGCUCGCUCAAGGACUUCGGCACGAGCAUGCGACACUGCUUCGUCGCCUUCGAUCUGCUGCUCUACAACGGCAGGAGCAUGACGGGCGCGACGCUGGCGGAGAGGAGCGAGCUCCUGAGGAAGGCGGUGCGGACCAAGCAGCACGCUCUCACGCUCAUCGAGCGGUUCGAGGUGGGCGAGCGCGGCGCGGGCGCGACCACAGCGGUGAUGCGUCAGCUCGACGUGAUGAUGAGCCGCGGCCUCGAGGGCGUCGUCUUCAAGUCGCUGUCCUCAAAGUACGACCCCGGCUCGCGGGACAAGUCGUGGAUCAAGCUCAAGCCCGACUUCGUCGAUGGGAUGGGCGACACGCUCGACCUGCUCAUCCUUGGCGGCUACUACGGCGAGGGCCGUCGCCGGUCGGGCGCCGUGUCCACCUUUCUGAUGGGCGUCCGCGCGCCGCCCGAGGCGGCCAAGCGCGUGGGUGGCGCGGCGCACCCGCUGUUUUAUCCGUUCUGCAAGGUCGGCACGGGCUACUCGCUGCCGCAGCUCAGGGAGCUACGUGAGCGGCUGAUGCCGGCCAGCCUGACACGAAGACGAGGGAAUGCGUUGGGCCACGGCGCCUCGUUGACCGCGGUCUCCUGCGAGCAGGUUUCGCACGAGUGGAAGAACAGCCGGCGGCCUGCGCACCUGUGCCACUGGGAGCCCAGCAAGCGGGACGACAUCCCCGACUAUUGGUUCGAGCCCGAGGCGUCGGUUGUGCUCGAGCUGACUGCCUUCGAGAUCAUCACGCCGAGAGAGUCCUUCCUGCCCGCAAACUACACGCUCCGCUUCCCUCGCGUCAAGCGCGUGCGGUACGACAAGGGCUGGGAGGGCGCCGAGACCUUCGAGCGGGUUGUCGAGCUCUUCAAGGAGUGUGACGGGCGGCUUUCGGCAAACAAGCGGCGGGCGGAGGAGAUCGCGGCCAGCCGCGCGAGCGCCGGGCCCGCCGCAAAGAAGCGCGCCGCAGGCGUCGCGCCGACGGUUGGCGUGCCCUGGCACCUCAAGCUGUCGGCGGACCUCGCGAAUACGGCGGUCGAGUGUUACGCGCUAGACGGCGUUGUGGCGGUGGUCAAGGGCACGCUCUCCCGGCGGCCCGGCGUCGAGACGCAGAUCAAGCGACUUGGCGGCAAAGUGCACAAGAACAUGACCAGCCUCACCACUCACCUCGUCGACGCUCCGGGCGCCGAGGUGCUCGCCGAGGUGGAACGGGCAAGGCGCGGCGGAGGCAGCUUCGAGGUGGUCACGGCUGCGUGGGUGGACGAGUGCUCGCGGGUGCACGCCCGCGUUACCCUCGAGCCACGGUACGUCCGGCACGUGAGCGAGGCCACCCGCGAGCAGAUCGAGGCAAUCAUGGACGAGUGGGGCGACAACUACACCAUCGCCGCCGACCCCGAGUCGCUCGUCGACUCCAUGCGUCUCGUGCGCGAGCAGCGCUCCGCCGGCGGCAAUUGCGGCGACAGCCCGCUGGCCAGGGAGGCGCACGUGGCGGACGCCUUGCGGGACCUCGACGACGAGACUGCGGUGGCGCUGCGAACACGCUACGCGAUGCUGCGCGGCGUGGUCGCCUACGUGCCUCGUGGCAGCGUCGCGUUGCGGCUGCGGCUGCGGCUGCUCGGCGCGCAAACCGUGGACGAGCCUUCGGCGGAUUCGACACACGCAGUGCUGUCGGCUUCGACGAGCGCCGACGAGCGGCAGCGCUUGCGGGACAAGUUUACGGAGGAUCGGGUGCGCGACGGGCGCCCCAGCUGUGGCAGGCACAUCGUGUCGGACCGCUGGCUCGCCGAGUGCGAGAGGCGGGGCCAACGCGAGCCCGAGGCGCAGGAGGACGCGUGGUUCGGUGAUCGGGUGGGAAUUAGGGACCGUGCGUUGUAGCAGAUGUGAGCGGGGGGUGACGCCGAAUCCUGAGGCCGUGAGACGCGCGGGUCUCUCACACGCAAACGAACGGUACAUGACGGUACACAUUCAUACCACACUUCACAUAUGUAUUUGUAAAGCCGUACGUCCUUCCUAUUC
Emiliania huxleyi CCMP1516 is the source of this 2349-nucleotide messenger RNA. Its product is annotated as putative DNA ligase. The record is from RefSeq and is a predicted model, not a curated record. Gene Ontology annotation, cellular component: DNA ligase IV complex. Gene Ontology annotation, molecular function: DNA binding; ATP binding; DNA ligase (ATP) activity. Bases 1 to 2208 code for a protein of 735 amino acids. The transcript has 9 exons. NCBI's taxonomy places the organism in Eukaryota, Haptophyta, Isochrysidales, Noelaerhabdaceae. Gene Ontology annotation, biological process: DNA recombination; double-strand break repair via nonhomologous end joining; nucleotide-excision repair, DNA gap filling.